This is a messenger RNA of Acanthopagrus latus (yellowfin seabream), 1526 nucleotides long. RefSeq lists its product as uncharacterized. Lineage: Eukaryota; Metazoa; Chordata; Actinopteri; Spariformes; Sparidae. The transcript has 8 exons. The record is from RefSeq and is a predicted model, not a curated record. Bases 111 to 1379 code for a protein of 422 amino acids.
UCAGCACAGCUCCUCCACCUGUUUGCAUCAGAGCACAAGGGGACUGUGGAGGAAAGAGGAAGGAGAAGUUUGUUCUUGUGCAGAUUGUUUUUGCAAAUCCUAUCCAAGACAUGUCGGACAGAUUUGAGGAAAUUCGUAGGGAAAGUGGUUUUAGUGGGAAUUACAUCCCUGUGGGUCGGCAGCUCCCGAGGACUCCUCCUCUGACGGACGUAAUCAAACACCUGGAUUUCUGUAGCGCCGACGAGGACUGUGAGAAUAUGGAGGCAGGUUUUAGAGAUCUCAAUGAGGAAAACAGGACGUUUGAUUUCAGCACGCCUGAAGCUAAAAAAGAACACGCGUCACAACCAGACGAACCGAACGCCAUGCUGAAAGGGAUGAAGGGGUACCAGCUGACACCGAGCGACUUGGAGUUCAUCAAGAAGAUGCAGCAAGAGAAGCUUUUAAAAAAACUGCAGAGCGACCUGGAGGAGGUGCAGAAGUCGUUGAAGAAGGAGAUGAUGGCUGCAGAGCUGGUGUAUGCCUCCAGGGAGAAAGCACAGGCCGAACUCAAAAAGUUUCCAUCCUGCGAGGAGAUCGCCGACUGGGUGAAGGUGGUCCUCAAAGUGACCUCGCCAUUGGCUGAGCUAGAAGACGUGGACACCAAGUCCCUCCUGGCCAUGGUGACCAAAGAGGACGUCCAAAGAGUCGUCGAUGACAAGAGGAUUGAGCUCGCUCGGAUGGAGAAGGUGGUGGCAAACAAGAGGAAGAAAGACGCUAAAGAGAGAGAGAAGCUUGAAAGACAGAUCACCAGUGAACAGGUGAAGAUACAGGGUUUAAUGAGCCAGUUGUCCGACCUGAAAUCUGAACUUGCACAACAAGAGGACGUCUAUAAAUCUCUUGAAGUGCAGAUCAACACCCAAGAAGCACCAGAAAUCAAAGCGGAAGCCGAAACCUCAGAGGAACAAGCUGCAAAAGGCCAAGUGCGACAUCGAGGGAAGGAAAGAAAAAAGGCAACGAACCAAACCAAAUCAACGAGGAGUACGCUGACAGACGCUGAGACCAGUGAGAAGGACGAUCAUGCAAACAAGAUCGCGGGCGAAACUGUGAAGACGAAACUGAAGACCGGAGCUGCUGCGACGGAGAAACAGACAAAAUCAGCUAAAGCAGCUCGAGGGCCUCAGAAGAAAGUCGAGGAGACGGAAUCAAAACCACAAGAGCCGGAACAAACUGUGAGGGGGCGUAGAAAGCCUGCGAGAGCCCCGCAGACCUCACAACCGAAGAAUCACAGUCAAGUGAAAACUGAGGAAGCUGCCUCCUCGCGCAGCGGACAGAAAGCUGGUGUCGACGAGGGUCAGGGCGCCGGGCUCAGGAGGUCCAAGAGGAUCGCCAGCCGGACCUGAACGUGUUCGCUAACGAUGAUGGUGAUCCAAUAUGUUACUUAAUGCCUGUGAAUCUUAGACCUACUGUCACCGUUUGGGCAUGUUAGCAUUGUCAUUUGCUUUUUUUUUGGUUAUAUAUUGAAAAUAAAAUGAUAAAAAAAAUCUGAA